Loa loa (African eye worm) is the source of this 372-nucleotide messenger RNA. RefSeq lists its product as hypothetical. The record is from RefSeq and is a predicted model, not a curated record. The coding region runs from base 1 to 372 and encodes 123 amino acids. Gene Ontology annotation, biological process: protein phosphorylation. Lineage: Eukaryota; Metazoa; Nematoda; Chromadorea; Rhabditida; Onchocercidae. Gene Ontology annotation, molecular function: ATP binding; protein kinase activity. The transcript has 5 exons.
AUGCCUUUGGUAUUGUAUUUCGACAUGUAUACAACAAUCAAUUUAUUGGAGCGAAAAAAUUUGCAACAAUUAAUUAGUGUUGACAUGUGGCAUGUCACCUUUUCACAACGUCUACAGUUCGCUUUUCAGAUGAUAAGUGGCUUGGUGCAUUAUCAUGAUAAUUUGUUGCUACAUUUGGAUGUUAAACCGGCUAAUGGUCAAAAGAUUAUAGAUAGAGUUGAUAUUUAUUCUUUUUCAUUGGUUUUACGGGAAAUUCUGACACGGAAAACCGUAUACAGCUUGGUGCAUCCACAUAUUUUCAUUUAUAAUUUUGUUGUACGCAAAGUAAACACAAUUUCUUCUUUUGUUUUGCCAAAAAAUGAUCUUCGAUAA